Prunus armeniaca (apricot) is the source of this 711-nucleotide messenger RNA. The record is from the annotation of a GenBank genome assembly. Lineage: Eukaryota; Viridiplantae; Streptophyta; Magnoliopsida; Rosales; Rosaceae.
AUGCCAGUGGCCCUAUUUGAGGAUUCAGAGGCAGAACACUCUACUGCUGUUCCAGCGGCUGAGGAACAGGCAGGACAAUCUGUAUCAGAACCUGUGGACCAGGCUGUGGUGGUUCCAGAAGCUAGAGCAGAAGUGGAUGCCCCUGCUCCUGAAGUUAUCUCUUUCCAGGUAGAAGUGCCCAAAUCUGUUGGUGCCCUGUCAGUGGUCACUAGCCCCUUGAAGCCCCCAAUUGUUGUUAUGCCUAUUCAUUCCCUUCCAGGUUCAUCCGCCACGGCUUCCUUUGCUGACCCAGAACUGGUAGAGUUUGAAGCCCUGGACUUAGAUGCCCAACUAGACAGAUUGGAGAUGCUUAGCUCUCCUGAUCUGGACCCGCUGCACAGACAGAAUGUGGCCCCCAAACCCAUACUUGAGAUGAGUCUUGGCCUGGCAAGAGAUGUGCUCAACCUCCAUGAUCGUUAUGAGGAUCUCAAGCCCUCCUUCAAGACUUCUGAAUUCUGCAAGGCCACAAAUGAAGCCAACUUGGCUGAUUUUGCAAAGCAGAAGGCAGAACUGGAUCAGAUGGUGGCGGGCUAUAAGGAAGCAAAAGCUACUGCAAACAAAUUGGAGAAGCAGAUUGCAGAGCUUCAAAAGCAGCUGGCAAAGUGCAGGGAAGUGCAUAACAGGCUCGGGGCUGGACUGAGCUCCAAGACCAAGGCUACUUUCAUUGUGUAG